Messenger RNA from Centropristis striata (black sea bass), 2108 nucleotides. RefSeq names its product ring finger protein 180a (gene rnf180a). The record is from RefSeq and is a predicted model, not a curated record. Gene Ontology annotation, cellular component: endoplasmic reticulum membrane. The coding region runs from base 6 to 830 and encodes 274 amino acids. The transcript is spliced from 4 exons. Gene Ontology annotation, molecular function: ubiquitin conjugating enzyme binding; ubiquitin protein ligase activity. NCBI's taxonomy places the organism in Eukaryota, Metazoa, Chordata, Actinopteri, Perciformes, Serranidae. Gene Ontology annotation, biological process: norepinephrine metabolic process; serotonin metabolic process; protein polyubiquitination.
UGAGUAUGACUAAAACCAAGAUGGCAGACCUAAGUGCGUCUGAAAAUGAAUCACUUAAUAUACUGGUUUUUGAUUCGCGCCAUUUCCCCCGUCAGGUAAACGCAAGUAAAUACCAAUUCAGGCCCAGAUACAGAAAGCAUGCAGUCAAUGCAGUCGAACUAUUUACUGAAGAAAUAUUUACCAAUAUAAGUGCUGACCAGCAAACCCUGCUCAACUUUCAACGGAUUAAACCUUCAUGCUUGCAGUUGCAGUCAUCACAGAGUUCUACAGGGAACCCAUCCAGCAGCAGUAGCGAGGACGACGAGGACGUGAGCGCCGGUGAUAGAGAGGGUUACAUCUGCGCCGUGUGUUUAGAUGUGUACUUUAGUCCUUACAUGUGCCACCCCUGCAACCACAUCUUCUGUGAACCCUGUCUGAGGACACUGGCUAAGAACAGCCCUACCAACACCCCCUGCCCCCUCUGCAGAACAAUCAUCACACAUGUCUUCUUCCAGAAGGAGCUAAACCAAACAUCGAGGACAUUCUUCCCAAAGGAAUACCUUUCCCGGAAACAGAACUUCCAGAAAGCAAGUUGUGCAAAGUGGCCUCUCCCAAGUUGCCGAAAACUCUUUCGUAUCUUUGGAGGCUUCCAGAGGCAGUCCAGUCCCAUUGCCAGACGCCAGUUCCCCCAUGGAGGAGGCUACCGUCUGGAUGCUCUGGACUUUGAGGAUGACUCUCGAGGCUGGCGCUUUGACAUGGACAUGGUCAUCAUCUACAUUUAUUCAGUCAACUGGGUCAUCGGCUUCUUCAUAUUCUGCUUCCUUUGCUACCUCUUCUUCCCUUCUUUUUGACAAUCCUGGCAACAAUGAUGGAGCAACACAGAAAGAGCAAAGGUUGAGGGUGCUGAAGGAUGACUGUAAAGUAAGGAAUUAAAGAUGAAGCAGAGGCAAGUUUAUAAAGGUGGGAAACUGAGCUGUAGGGUUUAAUGAGAGGGCAAUGAGUGAAUUUCAAGCAGGUGGGAUGGUGUGGUGGAGGGAAAACAACAGUGUGCCAGCUUGUUGUCUCCUAUUAAUAAAUGAUUGAAAUGGGGAAAUGGUGUAGAGGGAUGUUUGGGAAUCCAAUGUUCUCUGUUCUCUGUCUCCACAUGUAGCACAUGUAAUGUGUGUUGCACAGCACGUCCUGUUUCUGUAUGGAGAGGAGUUAAUACAUGAAAAACAUCUAGGUUGUAGUGUUUUACCUUCAGCAUAAUGACAUACAGUCUGUUAAUGCUGAACAUUUUGAUUAUCACCACAGACGACUAGACUACUCAGUCUGAUUACUUUCAAUGACAUUUUAAGCACUAAGUUUCUUCAAGUGCAUAAUUACAACUCAAAAUAUUUCCUUAUUUUAAGAUGUGCAGUCUAUUAAAACAUACUGUAAGGUUUUCAAUGUCAAACAUUUGUGUCUACCUAAAUUUAGGCAUUGAAACAGUAUUUUUCAAUUCUAAUAGAGAAAUGACUGAUGGACUGUGGAAACACAAGCCUGAGAAGCUCUUCUGGUAAUCAAGAAGAGAUCUUUUUUUGUUCUUGUUGAUACUUUUCCCCAAACCCCAGAACACAAUAUGUCAGUACUACUACAGGUACUGCACAAUGACAACAAAACAAAAAAGAAUUAUUAUCGUAACUAAACCACAAUAAAACAGAAAAAGACUAUCACAUGACCGUGCACUUUUUGGGUGGAUUUUCAUGUUUAUGCAUCCUCAGAAUGACCUCAUUAAAUGACACAUUGACUCUUUGGUACGGGUUGAGACCAUGUUUAUGGUUUUAUGAACUUCUGUUUCAAUUUACCUCCAUUCUCCACAACCCUUUUUUCAUUGCCACUUGUGUUAUACAUUAGAGUAUGUCUUGCAAGAUGUAUUUAAUUUGCUGUUUUAUUGAGAAAGAACUUGUUGGUUUUUGUUGUUCUUAAGCAGCCCCCGGAGAAAAUAAUGUUAAGUCACUGUAUUUUUUAUUUUAUUUUUUUUUUACACAGAAACUAAUACAUACAGGUAUGUAGAUGUGGCUUUGAUAGUAAUUUGUAACUUUUAAGUGAUUUCCAAAUUGGUAAGGAAAUCAUACGUCACAGCCAAAUAAAUUACUUUAUUCCUGACA